UAGAAAAUGAAGGGGUGGGGGGACAGAGAUGAGUAUAAAAGCUUUGCUGUGAGGAAUUAGGAAAUGUUCCUGAGGAGAAAAUUCUGAGACAUUUUCCAAAACUUCACUUCGUAAGUUUCUUUCAAGACAGGCAGAUAAAUAAGCCCCAUGAUGAGGAGCCUUCUUCAGUUUCUGGCACUCUGUGCUGCAGUCUCCCUCUGUGUCUGCUAUGAGUCUCAUGAAAGCACAGAAUCCAAUGAAGAUCUGUUUGUGCCUCCAAACCGUGCCAACUCAUUCAUCCCACCGCAGAGAGGCAACGUAUACAUCCCGUCCAGAAGGAAUGGCUACAACAAUUACAACUUCAUGAGGACAUAUAAGUCUCUCGCGGAAAGACGUGCAGAGAUCUGCGAGGACUUCUCUCCCUGCCGCAACUACGCCUAUCACCACGGCGUUCAGAAGGCCUACACCAGAUACUUCAGAGCUAGAAACCAACCACAGCGACCUGCUGUGACUCACCGAUACUAAACUGGACCUGACAUGCAGAAGUCUCAUUAUCUUCUGGUCCUUUAUUCCACAUAUCACGAAGUUUAGAUAAUUUAUGUAUAUGUUUUUGUGGGAUCUUUUAGCAAAAACACAUUUUUAUAAACACCAAGGCAUCCAGUGUGGCUCAAAUCUCACAGCAAGCCCAUCAUUAUACUCAUGUAGAAAUUUACAGCCUAUUUCUUGUGUAAUCUCAGGAUGACUUUUAUCUAAUAUAAUCGCAUGAUCCCAGCAUUUAUGGGCUUUACGGGAUAUGCUUGAGUGAAGUGUUUUGCUCACUUUUCCACUAUUUCUUACAAUAACCACCUAAUUAUGCUGUCAGUGAUCAUUUCAAUCGCUUUGAAAAUAAACAAAUAAAAUGACUUUUAAUGAG
Archocentrus centrarchus (flier cichlid) is the source of this 892-nucleotide messenger RNA. RefSeq names its product matrix Gla protein (gene mgp). The transcript has 5 exons. Gene Ontology annotation, cellular component: extracellular region. The record is from RefSeq and is a predicted model, not a curated record. Lineage: Eukaryota; Metazoa; Chordata; Actinopteri; Cichliformes; Cichlidae. Bases 148 to 504 code for a protein of 118 amino acids. Gene Ontology annotation, molecular function: calcium ion binding.